CGUUGGAUUCCCGAAGCGAGCGCGCGUCGAUCGUUCCGUUCAGUUUCAGUUUCGCUCCGCUCCCGAGGCUUUCUUCUAACUCUUCUCCGGAUCCAAUCCGAUCCGAUCCGAAACCAGUGCGUUCGUGUGCUUGUGUUUGCGACUCAGAUUCGGUUUAAUAUAGUGACCGAAAAUUGCUGAUAGUGCGUGAGAGCGUCAUUGCAGUCAAUUGAUUCCAAUUCCAAUCCCCAUUCCGGUAACGAGGUCCAGAAGAGCGUUCUCAAAAUGAGGGAAAUCGUACAUCUGCAGGCGGGCCAGUGCGGCAACCAGAUCGGUUCAAAGUUCUGGGAAAUCAUUUCCGAUGAGCACGGCAUCGAUCCCAAUGGCUACUAUCACGGGGAGUCGGAUCUGCAGCAUGAAAGGAUCGACGUUUACUACAAUGAGGCCAGCAGCGGCAAGUAUGUGCCCCGUGCGGUGCUCAUCGACCUGGAGCCAGGCACCAUGGACUCCGUUCGUCAGUCUCCUAUGGGCCAGCUCUUCCGACCGGAUAACUUUGUCUACGGCCAGUCCGGAGCCGGCAACAACUGGGCCAAGGGCCACUACACAGAGGGCGCCGAGCUGAUCGACUCCGUGCUGGAGGUCAUUCGCAAGGAGUCUGAGGGUUGCGACUGCCUGCAGGGCUUCCAGCUGGCCCACUCGCUGGGCGGUGGCACCGGUUCCGGCCUAGGCACGCUGCUCAUCUCGAAGAUCCGCGAGGAAUAUCCGGACCGCAUCAUGAACUCAUUCUCCGUGGUGCCUUCGCCCAAGGUGUCCGAGGUGGUGGUGGAGCCAUACAACGCCACGUUGUCGGUACAUCAACUCAUUGUGGACACCGAUGAGACAUUCUGCAUCGACAACGAGGCAUUAUAUGACAUCUGCUACCAGAGCCUGCGCCUCUGCUCGCCCACCUACGAGGAUCUCAAUCACCUGGUGUCCGUCACAAUGUCCGGCGUGACCACUUGCCUGCGGUUCCCCGGCCAGCUGAACGCCGAUCUGCGCAAGCUGGCAGUGAACAUGGUUCCCUUCCCGCGCCUGCACUUCUUCAUGCCCGGUUUCGCUCCUCUGACAGCCAAGGGAUCUCAGCAGUACCGUGCUCUGACCGUGGCCGAGCUGACCCAGCAGAUGUUCGACGCCAAGAACAUGAUGACCGCCUGCGAUCCCCGGCACGGACGCUACCUCACGGUGGCCUGCAUCUUCCGGGGUCCCAUGUCCAUGAAGGAGGUGGACACCCAGAUGCUCAACGUGCAGAGCAAGAACAGCAGCUACUUUGUCGAGUGGAUACCCAACAACGUGAAGGUGGCCGUCUGCGACAUCCCGCCCAGAGGCCUUAAGAUGUCCGCCACAUUCAUUGGCAAUUCAACUGCUAUCCAGGAGAUCUUCAAGCGCAUCUCCGAGCAGUUCACCGCCAUGUUCCGGCGCAAGGCCUUCCUCCACUGGUACACCGGCGAGGGCAUGGACGAGAUGGAGUUCACAGAGGCCGAGAGCAACAUGAACGAUCUGAUAUCCGAGUACCAGCAGUACCAGGAGGCAACGGCCGACGACGAAGUGGAGUUUGAUGAGGAGCAGGGCGAGCACGACGGCUACGAGUCGGAGGUCCUGCAGAACGGCAACCUCGAGUAAGGACCUGAAGCCUAACACAACCGUAGCUGUUUUCUGUAUACUAUUUUGUAAAUUAUUUUUGGCCCCAGCCGGGCUUUAAAUAAAUAAUUAGUAAAUAUAGAGAGUAAA
Molecule: messenger RNA, 1746 nt
Organism: Drosophila kikkawai
Lineage: Eukaryota; Metazoa; Arthropoda; Insecta; Diptera; Drosophilidae
Source: RefSeq, a predicted model, not a curated record